AUGGACAACCAACAAACCGAUAAAGCAGCAGCUGCAGCAACAAGUGAAGAAGCAGCAACGCCAACAAUCAACACCCUGGUUGAGAUGAUAGCGGUCGACAAGGAGGUGGAGGUGGAAAUGGCGGAUGAGGAAUGGUGUGUGGUUGACAGCAGCGAUUCGCCGCCGGCAAAACGUGUCCACUUUUCCUCAGCGUGUGAUACGCCAAAACGUGGUGGAAAAGGUCAGGGCCACGGCAUUUAUUUUGCCGAUCAACGCGUCAUCGCUCAGGGCAGAGGAAGAGGCCGCCAAAUUGAUGUGGGUGGAGUGAGUGCGGAGUCAUCAUUGCAACAGUCCAGUCGUAAUAGUGGACACCAAGCUGAAGCAUCAUUGAUUCUGCUAGACGUGACAAACUCAACUCAACCGAGAGUCGUGAACGCUACUGCUACUAACAUCGACAACAAAGUUGAAAACAUUGACCCGCAAACCUCUUCAAAGCGAUAUGAUAUAAACAUAAUGUCAAUGGCAAUGGAUGCGCCACUGUUGUUCUAUUUGCUGAAUGGUAACGAUGCGUGUAGUGUUAUUAAAAGAAUAAUUGAUCUUUUGUGUACGCUUGAAGCGAUGUGUAAACGUGCUGCAGUGGAGAACGAGUCAUCACUUGUCACCCUGAUGAAGGAAGUGCAGAGGGCAGAGGAGGAUGAGAGGAGGGAGAUGGACUCUGUUCAACUCAUCAAUCAGUCUGCACCCAAACCCUGGGUGCCACUGAGAGAGUUGAAAGAGGAUGUACCCUACCCCAUUAUCAGCGCAGGGAGCAUACCAAUAAACAUGGUCGACGUGUAA
Messenger RNA from Nilaparvata lugens (brown planthopper), 816 nucleotides. RefSeq lists its product as uncharacterized. NCBI's taxonomy places the organism in Eukaryota, Metazoa, Arthropoda, Insecta, Hemiptera, Delphacidae. The transcript has 4 exons. The record is from RefSeq and is a predicted model, not a curated record. Bases 1 to 816 code for a protein of 271 amino acids.